AUGUCACAACGAUUCGUUUGUGCUCUGCUAACAACUGGAGUUGUUUGCUAUGCACUUGCGGAGAGUAAUGAAUUCGCCGCAACUUCUGAGUUCGUUAAGAAACAACCCACGGGAGACAGGCCGUUGGCGAAUAUCGUACGUGCUAGAAAUUUUUCCGAGACUCCAUAUCCGAAUAACGCUGAGGGAUACAACAAUAAUUUGGAUAAACAAACGCGAACGGCGGAUCACCGGUCGGAGUCCGAAUCGAGAGAUAAUUCUAGUUGCUGCGGAUCCAGAUACGGUUCCAAUUCGUCUACGCGACCCGAUUCGUAUCAUAACAAGAUCCAUGUGGACAGUGGUCGAUAUUCAACCAAGUUCGGCGAACGCUUACCCGUAGAUAGAUACGGGUGGCAAACUCAAGGACCGCCAGGUUUUGGCGGAGGCUAUGGAAGACCCGGAGGUUACGGUGCAACUGCAUUCUACGAAGGAGCUCAAGUAGGAGAUAAAUUUGGUUCACGGCCGAGUUAUGGGAGCGAAAGUUUCCGUAAACCCGGUGGUUACGAUUCUGGCGUGUCUGGAGAACAUGGUGGGUACAGUUUUAGUCGACCAACUGGCUAUGGAGGAUCUGUUUCGGGCGGUGGUCAUGGAAUCUCGGGAACUUUCGCCAAUGGCGAUGAAUUUGGGCCUGUGGAGCCAAGUUAUCCAGAAGGACAUGCUCCCGCUCCUCCGAAUAUUCAAGCGCAGAAGGCCGUAGCUUUAAAGGCAUUAGCAGGUGUUGCCUUAAUUGGAGCAGCUGCUGCUUUAGCCACCAAUCCCGUUCUUCUUCCACUUGGGGUUGUAUCUGGAAGAAGGAAACGAUCCAGUUUAUUUAUUAAGGACAAAGAUGCCUACAUGGACUAUAUUUUAAGGAAUUUCAAAAGUAACGUUACCGAGAACUACAAUGACGAAAACGGAAGCAAGAUGUCUCUUUCACCGACAUGUAUCGCUAGAUUCGCGUGUGAGAUUCAAAGGAACUAUUGGCUUAAUUUUAGAGAGGAAACAGACGUUUUCCAAGGGAAAUCAACACUGAAACGUCGUCUUAAUGAUUUGCUUUUGAAUUAUGUACCUAACGAAGAACUUGCAAAUAUGCGCAUCAAAAAAUUAAUAAAAGCAGCAACUAUCGUUGCUUCGAAUGGCGGUAACUGUAACGCGUUUACGUGUACGUUUGUAAAUACUAAAAAGAACAAAAAUUUAUCUAUUCUUAAAUUGUAG
Messenger RNA from Eufriesea mexicana, 1230 nucleotides. RefSeq lists its product as uncharacterized. Lineage: Eukaryota; Metazoa; Arthropoda; Insecta; Hymenoptera; Apidae. The coding region runs from base 1 to 1230 and encodes 409 amino acids. The transcript is spliced from 7 exons. The record is from RefSeq and is a predicted model, not a curated record.